CUGGAGUCGGCCUUUUUAGAAGCGUCCCUUUCCUGUCGCUGGUGGUGUGUAGUCGGCUCGUGGGUCUCUGAGACCCGAAAAUUGAGAGCUUCUUCGCUCCCCGGCUGCUGCACCCGGCGGCUCGGCGGCCGUCACCAUGCCACAAAAUGAAUAUAUUGAGUUACACCGUAAGCGCUAUGGAUACCGUUUGGAUUACCAUGAGAAAAAGAGAAAGAAGGAAGGACGAGAGGCUCAUGAACGUUCAAAGAAGGCAAAAAAGAUGAUUGGUCUGAAAGCUAAGCUGUACCAUAAACAGCGCCAUGCUGAGAAAAUACAAAUGAAAAAGACUAUCAAGAUGCACGAAAAGAGAAACACCAAACAGAAGAAUGAUGAAAAGACUCCACAAGGAGCAGUACCUGCAUAUCUACUGGACAGAGAGGGACAGUCCCGAGCUAAAGUACUUUCCAAUAUGAUUAAACAAAAACGAAAAGAGAAAGCGGGAAAAUGGGAAGUCCCACUGCCCAAAGUUCGUGCCCAGGGAGAAACAGAAGUAUUAAAAGUUAUCCGAACAGGAAAGAGGAAGAAGAAAGCCUGGAAGAGGAUGGUUACUAAAGUCUGCUUUGUUGGAGAUGGUUUUACUCGAAAACCACCUAAAUAUGAAAGAUUCAUUAGGCCAAUGGGCUUACGUUUCAAGAAGGCCCAUGUAACACAUCCUGAGCUGAAAGCUACCUUUUGCCUGCCGAUACUUGGUGUGAAGAAGAAUCCCUCAUCCCCACUAUACACGAGCUUGGGUGUUAUCACCAAAGGUACCGUCAUUGAAGUGAAUGUGAGCGAGUUGGGCCUUGUGACACAGGGAGGCAAGGUCAUCUGGGGAAAAUAUGCUCAGGUUACCAACAAUCCUGAAAAUGAUGGCUGCAUAAAUGCGGUCUUACUGGUUUGAUAGCGGUUACACACAAAUAACUCCUUAUAGUUACUGAAAAUUACACCUCAAUCAGGAAACUAUUACUGUGAUGUUUCUGAAUACUGCAUGUUUGUAGUCAUCAAGAAAACUACUUUAUUGUUACAAAAUAAACAAACAUUAAAAUGGCCUACUUUUACAAA
Messenger RNA from Camelus dromedarius (Arabian camel), 1080 nucleotides. RefSeq names its product NSA2 ribosome biogenesis factor (gene NSA2). Gene Ontology annotation, cellular component: preribosome, large subunit precursor; nucleolus. Gene Ontology annotation, biological process: maturation of 5.8S rRNA; maturation of LSU-rRNA. The record is from RefSeq and is a predicted model, not a curated record. The transcript is spliced from 6 exons. NCBI's taxonomy places the organism in Eukaryota, Metazoa, Chordata, Mammalia, Artiodactyla, Camelidae. Bases 137 to 919 code for a protein of 260 amino acids.